This is a messenger RNA of Erinaceus europaeus (western European hedgehog), 760 nucleotides long. RefSeq names its product putative tyrosine carboxypeptidase MATCAP2. The record is from RefSeq and is a predicted model, not a curated record. The transcript has 3 exons. Bases 163 to 477 code for a protein of 104 amino acids. NCBI's taxonomy places the organism in Eukaryota, Metazoa, Chordata, Mammalia, Eulipotyphla, Erinaceidae.
UCUUGGACCGGAAGGAGUUGCCCGCCGUUUCCGGCGCGCCCGCGCCAGGUGUUGAGCGCUGCUAUGUCGUGGUGUUCAAGCUGCGUCUUUGAUCACAGAUCCUGGGGAGGAGGGAGACGUGUUUGAUGAGGACGCGGACGAGUCGCUGGUGGUGCAGAGGGAAUGGCGGAGCCACAUGCAGAGAAGAGUCAAAGAAGGUUCCAGAGACGGAACAGGUGCUGGCAAAGCAGUUACCCUUCAGCAGGGCUUCAGUCAAGGCUGAAAGGAAGGUGCAGAAGUUAUUAUGAACUGUGGGCAACUCAGAGGAACAUUGAGGUCUCUUACGAAGAUGUGGAUCGGCUGAAAGGAUUGGCGGCGACUGAGAACACGAGGGUCCCUCACUUCCUGCAGGACUACGACCGCUACAUGGAGCAGUUAGACAAGAUCAUGGGCGUGAACGAGCUGAGCGACAGGGAACUGCAAGAGCUCAUCCCCUGAGCGGCUGGGACAGGCGGCUUCACUGUGCCUCUGGGGCAGGGCCGCUCGGUGUAGAUUCAGAGAGAGGGAGUGUGACUCCAGUGUCCUGAGGGGUCUGCAAUGCUCAGCUGAAGCUUUAGGUUGAGUACAAACCCUGGACUUUUUCUGAAAAAAAGCGUUCCCAUAGGCUGCGAGGCAAAGUGAAUCCUUCUUCUGAAUCUCAACAGAAUCAGAUUGAAAUACUACUGAUGGGUAUUUUUGAAGAACAUUGGUCACAGGGAGCAGUAAACUUCCUGAGCAGUAA